AUGGGUUUUCUUGACAGGAGCAAGAUGAGUGCAUGCUUGAGAAUAAAAAGGAAAAAAGAGAAGGAAACAGAUUCAAGGGGUCAGUCGUCAUUCAUAAAAAAUGGAGGAUUAUUAUUGGAAAAGCUGAUUGCAAUUCGUAAUGAAAAGCGCAGUCCUGUCCGUAACUUUUCAGCUGAACAGCUCAAGUCUGCAACGAAUAACUAUGAUGAACGUCAGAUUUUGCAUGAAGCAGGUGAUUGCAAGUUGUACAAGGGCACUCUUCAAGACAGACCAAUAUGCAUUAAGAAGUUUGUAGCUCAGCCUGAAAGGCUCAGGUCAGAUGUCAAUGAAAUUGCUAUAGCAACCCGAAUGAGUAUUCAUAAGAAAGAUGAUGGUUAUAUAUUUUACAAGGGCACUCGUCAAGACAAGCCAGUCUGCAUUAAGAAGUUCUUCCCUUCAUCCUCUAAAUAUGUCAGUUUGGCUAUUAAUGAAAUUGCAAAUGCAUCCCAAGUGAGCGCUCACAAGCAUGUCCUGAAGCUUCUGGGAUGCUGUUUAGAGACCGAAAUUCCCAUUCUAGUAUAUGAAUUUGUGCAGAAUGGGACUCUCUCUGAUAGACUCUAUGGUUCUGAUAGGCAGCCUUUACCAUGGAAAUGUAGGUUAAGGAUUGCAAGGGAUAUAGCACAUGCAGUUGCAUAUCUACAUGCUGCAUUUUCCAGGCCCAUCAUUCAUAGAGAUAUUAAACCCUCCAACAUUUUGUUGGAUCAACAAAAUGUUGCCAAACUGUCUGACUUCUCUCUUUGCAUAUCAAUUCCUGAGGGCAAACAGCGUGUGAAAGACGCAGUGUGUGGAACAAUUGGAUUCAUUGCACCAGAGUAUGCAACUACCGGUUACAUUUCAGAGAAAUCCGAUGUUUUUGCUUUUGGUGUGCUUCUUCUUGUGCUUUUAACUGCCCAGAUAGUUUGGGAUCAGAAGUUCCUGCACAAUGAUUUUUUCUUGAUAUCUGGUCGUGUGAAAUACCAUGUUGAAAACAACAGAUUCAAUGAGAUUGUAGAUUCCAGAAUACUGGAAGAGACUCUCUGGUCCGGGACGGAGCAGCAGUUGCAAGAUUUUACAGCUCUCGCCUUUAGAUGCAUCAAUGAAAACGAAGAAGAUAGGCCAACAAUGAUCAAUGUAGCAAAAAUACUUGGGCAGAUGGAAAAAUCUAGUCAUUGUUAG
Messenger RNA from Malania oleifera, 1194 nucleotides. RefSeq names its product serine/threonine-protein kinase ZRK1-like. Gene Ontology annotation, molecular function: protein serine/threonine kinase activity; ATP binding. The record is from RefSeq and is a predicted model, not a curated record. The coding region runs from base 1 to 1194 and encodes 397 amino acids. Gene Ontology annotation, cellular component: plasma membrane. Gene Ontology annotation, biological process: protein phosphorylation; cell surface receptor signaling pathway. Lineage: Eukaryota; Viridiplantae; Streptophyta; Magnoliopsida; Santalales; Ximeniaceae. The transcript has a single exon.